AUGGAAGCGAUAUCUUUGAAAGGAUCUACUAGAAUAAUUACUGAGUUUUUUGAAUAUAGCUUAAAUUCAAUUCUUUACCAACGCGCCGUAUAUCCGGCAGAAGACUUUACAACUGUCAAAAAGUACGACUUAAGCCUUUUAAAAACGGUUGAUACGGAAUUGAAGCAAUAUAUUAGAACUAUUCUCCAACAAGUACAUAGGUGGCUCUUGGGAGGUAAAUGUCAUAAACUUGUUCUUUGCAUUGUAGAUAAAGAUGAUGGAGAAACAAUAGAGAGAUGGGAUUUUAAUGUGAAUGGGUCGGAAAGCGCCAACGGCGAGAUGCAAGAAAAUAUAGAAGUUCCAUUAGAAGAAACCCAAAAAGAGAUUCGGGCACUACUAAGACAGAUAACUGCUAGUGUCACCUUUUUACCUGAGUUGAAAAACGAAGGAAAUUAUACAUUCAAUGUUCUUGCAUACACGGAUAGCAAUGCACAUGUUCCAAUGGAAUGGACUGAUGCUGAAUCCAAAGAUGUAGAGGAUGGAGAAGCUGUCCAGUUUAAGUCAUUCAAAACCUCUAACUACUCAGUGGGUGCACAAGUCACAUAUAAAUUCUAA
Kluyveromyces marxianus DMKU3-1042 is the source of this 594-nucleotide messenger RNA. It is a transcript of the gene MAD2, whose product is annotated as spindle checkpoint protein MAD2. Gene Ontology annotation, biological process: mitotic spindle assembly checkpoint signaling. Lineage: Eukaryota; Fungi; Ascomycota; Saccharomycetes; Saccharomycetales; Saccharomycetaceae. The transcript has a single exon. The record is from RefSeq and is a predicted model, not a curated record. The coding region runs from base 1 to 594 and encodes 197 amino acids. Gene Ontology annotation, cellular component: nucleoplasm; cytoplasm; kinetochore.